This is a messenger RNA of Zootoca vivipara (common lizard), 3003 nucleotides long. It is a transcript of the gene PID1, whose product is annotated as phosphotyrosine interaction domain containing 1. The record is from RefSeq and is a predicted model, not a curated record. Gene Ontology annotation, biological process: negative regulation of insulin receptor signaling pathway; regulation of reactive oxygen species metabolic process; regulation of mitochondrial membrane potential. Gene Ontology annotation, cellular component: cytoplasm. NCBI's taxonomy places the organism in Eukaryota, Metazoa, Chordata, Lepidosauria, Squamata, Lacertidae.
GGGGGGGGGUGAGACGGAGAGACUCACUCUUGUCAUGUGAUUGCAAUAUCGCAAUAUUUGUGGCGAACUGAGUAAGGGGCAGCGAAAACAACAACUUGGCGCCCUCGCCCGCCUGAUCCAGCCUGGCAGAUCCUUCUCUCGCAACUUUCCCUCCUUCGCCAGUCGCAUUCCACAACGGACUGGACGGGGCUGAGCUGACUGGGGGAAUCUUGACUCCAGAUGUGCUCUUUUCUGCAAAAGCGCAGAUGACUUGCAGAUCGUGGAUUCUGGGGGGGAUCCGUCUCUGGCUCCGAAAGGAGCUUCUCUUGAGUGAGAUGUGUAGGAAGAAUCCUUCCUGACUCUUUAUAGAGUCCUCUGCCCCAAAUCGUUGAAUUCGACUUCUAAAAGCUUUCUGUGGCCCCAAAAGGCUGCUCCUCAUCCAUAACAAUGUAAGAUAUGGCAUACAGGACUACUGAGGAAAGGGGGAAUUGAUGGAAGUCAGAGGGCUACCUUCCACGAACUCAAGAGCAUUCUACUUUCACAAGACACUUUCAGACCAUGUUGAAGACUAAGCUAAAUGUCUUAACCCUUCGGAAGGAACCUCUCCCCACAGUGAUCUUCCAUGAGCCAGAAGCCAUUGAGCUGUGCACCACAACUCCAUUAAUGAAAACCCGGUCACACGCUGGAUGCAAGGUUACAUAUUUGGGUAAAGUUUCCACAACAGGGAUGCAGUUUUUGUCAGGUUGCACAGAGAAACCAGUCAUUGAGUUGUGGAAGAAGCACACGCUUGCCAGAGAGGACGUCUUCCCAGCUAAUGCCCUUCUGGAAAUCCGCCCCUUCCAAGUUUGGCUGCAUCAUCUGGACCUCAAAGGAGAGGCCACUGUCCACAUGGAUACCUUUCAAGUUGCACGUAUUGCUUACUGCACUGCCGACCACAAUGUCAGCCCAAACAUUUUUGCUUGGGUUUAUCGGGAGAUCAAUGAUGAUUUGUCCUACCAAAUGGACUGCCAUGCCGUAGAGUGCGAGAGCAAGUUAGAGGCCAAGAAGUUGGCCCAUGCCAUGAUGGAGGCCUUUAAGAAGACUUUCCAUAGCAUGAAGAGCGAUGGACGGAUCCACAGGAAUAGCUCAUCCGAAGAAAUGUCUCAAGAAUUGGAAUCUGAUGACGGCUGACUUGAACUCAUUACUGGUUAAGCAAAAGCAGAAAAUGGCCCUGGGAAUAGAAGCAUAUAGAUGAAUAAGCAACAGUUCAAUGUGGGAGUGAUGGGGCACCCAACAUGUGACUGAUCAGCUUUUCAAAAUAAAGAAGCAAUUCAGUAAAUUCCCUAAAAUAUAUGCAUCUUUAUAAUAACUGCACCACAUUGAAAUCUACUGCUGCUGUUUAAAAAUGUGACAAAACAUUUUUACUUGUGUUUCCAUUUUACCUUCAACCACAGCUUCCAGCCCCAUUUUGACCCUUACAGUUCAGGCUCGUCUCAUAAAGUUAAUAAAUUAUUUCAGUUUGCUUGUUGACACCAAGCGAACAAUUCUAAUGAUAGAAUCCUCUAGGAUUUGUUGCUAGAGUCUUAAUACAGUUGCAAAUGGGAUCCAUUUCUAGAGAGUAAAUACAAUUUGUUGGCCUACUGCUAAUCCUGUUGACUGUCUCCAGAUUGAACUAGCUACCUGCAGUCUUUUAGAUUAACAGCCUGAAAAUCUACAUGAACUCACAUUUCACAGUUUGAAUAUUCAAAGAUGCUUAUAUUUACACACUAUAAUCAUAUGCUAUAUUUUAUUUUAUUUUACCUUUUUAAUGUACCUGCAGCCACUCAUUUUCCACUUUGGCCCUAUAGUUUUUAAAUACAAACUUGCAGGGAUACCAAAAGACAGGGUGGGGAGCUGGGGGACCUGAUUGUGAACUGUUUUUGAAUGCCUGGGACUACCGAACCACUGCUGAAGAUUGUGAGAGAUUGUAAUUCGGUAAUUAAUGAUAAACUUCGGUAAUUAAGCAGUAUAUAAAUAGCUUCAAAAUAAAGAUCCUGGAUAGUUAAUAGUUAAGCUGCCAUGCAUGCUUUCCCUCAGUACUGGUAUAGUAUGAGACCCUUAGUUUCACAGCAGUCUUGCCACCAGCUAUGUCCAUAUUGCCCCCACUUCCUUGGGUAUCAUUUCUUAUGUCCAGUUUGAUCACAGGGUGUCUUACAAGGGAAAGGGAUCAGGUUUUUGAAAGCAGAUUAUUUGUUGUGAUUCAAAACCUCCUACUAAUAUUUCCAGAACCCUUUUCUGGUCACAGGUGAAAGGGUUCAUAACUUGAGAAAGUUGUUUAUUUGUUUCUUUUUUAAAAAUAAAUAAAUAAUGUUUUAAAGGCCAAGUGCUGAUUAAUAGGUUGCAGAUAACGCUGCUCCUUUAUACAUAUAGUCUUGUUCAUAAAUCGUGGUAAUGUUAGGGGCACGAGGGCACCUUACAGAAGCCUUAAAAGAAAGCUAAUCAAAGCAGAUAGCUCUAGCAGUCUGUUCCAUUGUGUGUGAAUAUGUAUACUUUGUAUGUUUGUGCGAGUGUGUGUAUGUGUGUCUGCGUGUGUGAUCCGUGUCACAGCAUGUAGAUUGAUCAUGGGAACAUACUGAGGAGGACUUGCACCUCUUGAAAAUAAUAUGCUUAUUGCUUUCCAAUGUAUGUAAACUAUUCUGCAAUGUAAAGGCAUUCAUACUUUAAUAAAAAAAAAGGUUUGAAUCAAAGAUAAAUAAUUUUAGGCUCUUUGAUUUUAUCUGUACAUUCCUGUUUUAUUUCAAAUACCAUAUCUCACUUUUAAUAUGCCAUUUUACAACGGUAAUUUAACUAAUUCAAAGUUCUGCUGCAGCGUAUUAAUGGAAGCUAAUAUGACUAAAAUAACCAUCUUCCCCUCUAAUUAACUGCAAUAGUUAUUUUAUCAUUUUCCACUGAACAUUAAAUCUCAAAUUAUUGCAUUUUAAAUGAGCAUAUACUUUUAUUUCGGUAUGCGUGGACCCUCCUUCCAAGCCCCUAGUUUGGCAUUCAGAGCCAGAGCUGUAAAGUUUG